Acanthaster planci (crown-of-thorns starfish) is the source of this 1371-nucleotide messenger RNA. RefSeq lists its product as uncharacterized. The record is from RefSeq and is a predicted model, not a curated record. NCBI's taxonomy places the organism in Eukaryota, Metazoa, Echinodermata, Asteroidea, Valvatida, Acanthasteridae.
UCAAGGUAAUUUUGAUUUUCAGUUCUGUUGAAAAUUGGAACAUCUGAAGGUAAUUCUUUUUGCAAUAAGAGUUUAAAUCUCCCUUAUUUGCAUCAUAAAUUAACGUACCAGUAAAGAAACAGUAUUUUAUAUCAUUCCCUAUAACUUUCUUCAAAGUUUCAAAGGUAAAAAGUGUGAUGCCAUUAAUAAACCUCAAUGUUGCAGCCAUUUAGCACACGCAGAGAUUAUGCGUGAUGGUUUUUAAAAUUACUCAUUGUAUAGGCCGAGAGUACACGAUUAUCCAUCAAGUUUUCAUCAAAUUCCAGCCAGAUGGAAACUGCAUGAUCACCAACACCACCACCUUUACCGGGUCCCAUGUAAACAGCUCCUGCACGAUCGCCAACACCACCAUUAGACGUCCAAGAUGGUCCAGAUGACAUCGUUGGUGUUGGAAUCCCUUACGAAUGGAAUGAGCCUCUUGAGGAAGACAGCAUGGACAAUGACACUGUGGAUGGUGACCUCCCGAUGAAUGACGAGGUCACAUACGACCUUGUAGUGUCAUCCUCACAACGGCGGAAUCUACUCACAGACUCAAGGGGGUACAGCUACACCGUCAAGAAGGUUCGGGGUGAGAAGACGUACUGGAGAUGCGCCGUCCGUAACAAGACCAUCCAGUGCGGUGCGUCUGUGAUACAGACGGGAGACCACUUCGAAGCGGGGUCGGUCGAGCACAACCACCCUGGGAAGCCAGGGAACAACGUUGUGGCUCGCCUGAUCACCAAGGUGAAGGAUAGGGCCGUUGCCAUUACGUUCAGGUCAGCUACUGCAAUCACUAACGAAGCGAUUGGAGAAACAGUAUCGGACGCUCCCCUACCAGCUUUGCCAAAGCCCAUCAACCUAGCUCGCUAAGCAAAUCGUGCUCGGCAGAGGUUGAGACCGCAGGACCCCAACGACCUGGACUUUGAUUUCCAAGAAGACUUCAUUGAUGAGGAUUUCCUCCGCAAAGACAUCAGGCGGGGGAAGGAGAGACAUCUUGUUUUUGCAGCAAGGCACCAGUUGACAUUACUGGCCAGCAGCAAACGAUGGUAUGUGGAUGGAACAUUCAAGGUGGUGACCAAGCCAUUUUCACAGCCGUUCUCCAUUCACGCUUUCGUUAAGCGUGAUGGGGAGAUGAAACAGGUCCCUCUGUGUUUUGUCUUGAUGCUGUCGAGGCUGAGAUGAGAUUACAGGUGGGUGUUCCGUGCUGUCAAGGAUUGCCUACUUGAAGUCGUAGGGGAUGUCCAAGUUGAGCAAUGCAUGCUCGACUUUGAGGUGUCAGCCUGGAAGGCCAUGCAGGAGGUAUUCCCGGAGGUCCAGUGCCAUGCAGGAUGUGUUCCACUGGAAACAAGCGGU